Venturia canescens is the source of this 2137-nucleotide messenger RNA. It is a transcript of the gene Surf4, whose product is annotated as Surfeit locus protein 4. The transcript has 3 exons. Gene Ontology annotation, biological process: Golgi organization. The record is from RefSeq and is a predicted model, not a curated record. The coding region runs from base 389 to 1201 and encodes 270 amino acids. Lineage: Eukaryota; Metazoa; Arthropoda; Insecta; Hymenoptera; Ichneumonidae. Gene Ontology annotation, cellular component: endoplasmic reticulum-Golgi intermediate compartment; endoplasmic reticulum; membrane.
CGGGGAAUAAAGUACGAGAGAUCUCGAUUGUGAGAAGGCUUUAAUAAUGAGGAGUUCUGGGCUCGAUAUGUGAUAUGAAGUUCAAACGAGUAGUGGUAAUCAUACGAGAGAGUAGUAGUUAAUACUUAAAUGAUAUAUAGGUUUGGACCUCACGGUCGUUGAGAGAGUUACGUUUGCGCGAGUAAGUUUUUCGAGUCUCUUCGAAGGCAUUUUUUUUCGUGAGCCUCGCGUGUAAGCUCAAAGCGUGUGCGUAUGCUCUCGCUCAUUCCUCUUCACACAGCCCGCGCUUUCUCUCUCUUUACUCUGUAUCACGUAUACCGUGUAUACGUAUGUGUGUCCGUGAGAGUGCAUGGGUAAUUUUUUAUUUCGGUUUUUUGAAUAACGCACGAUGGUGCUCCAGCAAGAGGUUGUAACGAAGGCCGAGGAAAUCGCCGACCAGGUAAUUAGAAAUGGAAAGCACAUAUUGCCGACGCUGGCGCGUCUCUGCCUUAUUGCAACAUUUUUGGAGGAUGGCUUGAGAAUGUGGACGCAAUGGAACGAGCAAAGGGAAUACAUGGACAUGUCCUGGGGAUGCGGACAAUUUUUAGCAACGUUAUUUGUCUUUGUAAAUCUGGUGGCACAAUUAGGCGGUUGUGUGAUGGUCAUAGGAAGAUUCAGAGUCAGCAUAGCUUGCGGAGCACUUUUCUUCAUCGUCGUACUUCAAACCUUUGCCUACAGUAUACUCUGGGAUAUGCAAUUUUUCUUUAGAAACUUGGCUCUCAUAGGAGCUCUUCUUUUGGUACUGGCUGAAUCACGAGUCGAAGGAAAAUCUCUGUUUGCCGGUGUUCCAACACUUUCGGACAACAAACCGAAGAAUUAUCUUCAACUGGCUGGAAGAGUUCUUUUGGCGUUUAUGUUUAUAACGCUGAUACGCUUCGAGAUUUCGUUCAUGCAAAUAAUUCAGGAUAUUCUUGGCAGUAUUCUCAUGGUUCUGGUGACCGUAGGAUAUAAAACGAAACUCAGCGCUCUCUUACUUGUACUACUUCUUACUGCUCUCAACUUUUAUCACAAUGCGUGGUGGACCAUUCCUGAUCACAAGCCUUUGAGAGAUUUCCUCAAAUACGAUUUCUUCCAGACGUUAUCGGUUAUUGGAGGACUUCUAAUGAUCGUUUCCCUUGGGCCAGGGGGAGUUUCCAUGGACGAGCACAAAAAGAAAUGGUAGAUUUUUCUUCCAUCACUCUCAGCAUCAUCAAUCUAUUAUCAUCCAAGAAUUCCUCGAUCGAUCAUGAUAGAAAACCAACAUUGGGUUUCGAUUUUCGAUUUUCUAUGAAAGAUGCAAACAAAAAAUUGCAAAUAAAUAUUCACCAGAAAAAACUUCCGGCUCUUUUAACGUUUCUACUGAGCGUAUACACGUUUAUAAAACGUCAAUAAUUCAACAUCCCGAGCCAAGAAUGAGCUCCGAACCGACGUUAUAUAACUGUGAAGAAAAAAAAAGAGCAAUAAAAUUUCACAGGGUUGGAAGAAUGAUCGAUAUUUAGCAUUGUUAAUCACCCUAGAAUUUUAGACACAGUCAUAGCGUACUUACACACGGGACCUAUGAACCUCAAUAGCGAGAAUCUUGAGAUAAUAUCUUGGGAGAAUAACGAAACAUGACGCGAGAUACUCGCUGAUACGUGGAACCGGAGAAGGACAAGAAAUAUUGAAAAAUAUCAAAUGAAAGAUUGAAUUUCGGACACGAAGAAGACGUACGAAGACUAAUUUAUCAAAUAAUUAGUUGCAUUGUAUAUACAUAGCGGUAUAUUUACUAUUGUGAGAAAAAACAAUAUUUUUUGGUGUUUGUUUUUUUUUCUCUCUGUGUUGAUUUUGCGUCUGGAUGCCAGGUUUUCUGUUUUUCAAAUUAUUCUUCCAUAAUAAAUGUGUAAGAAAAUGAAAAUAUUUUGUCAUGUUUGUACGUGCCUUUUUAUCAAGAAACGCAGUAGCGGCUUAAUGCGAAAUGUUUAAAGAAAAGCAAGCCUUACCGCACCUCUUAUGUACACAAAAUGCCGGUUUUGCGAAUUCAUAGUGUUCGUAAUAUCUGUAUAAACAUACGUAAGCCUUACUCCUACUAUGGGGAUUACUACUACAUGUUGAUGUGAAUAAAAAAUAGGUCGAACUUUCA